This is a messenger RNA of Erythranthe guttata (spotted monkey flower), 699 nucleotides long. RefSeq names its product small ribosomal subunit protein eS19x. Gene Ontology annotation, molecular function: structural constituent of ribosome; RNA binding. The record is from RefSeq and is a predicted model, not a curated record. Gene Ontology annotation, biological process: translation; ribosomal small subunit assembly. Gene Ontology annotation, cellular component: ribosome; cytosolic small ribosomal subunit. Lineage: Eukaryota; Viridiplantae; Streptophyta; Magnoliopsida; Lamiales; Phrymaceae.
AUAGCUUAACUUUUGCGAAAACCCUAAUUCUGCCACCGCUGCUUCGCAACCCAUCGCAUAUCGUGCGUGGUCUAGUGAGCUCAGAUUCACGGAUCUUCUUCAUCAAUGGCGACUGCGAAAAAUGUCAAGGACGUCUCUCCCCACGAGUUCGUCAAAGCCUACGCCGCUCACCUCAAGCGCUCCGGCAAGAUGGAGCUUCCCGAGUGGACUGAUAUUGUGAAAACUGGUGUGCUGAAAGAGCUUGCUCCUUAUGAUCCCGACUGGUACUACAUUAGAGCAGCUUCCAUGGCUAGGAAGAUAUACUUGAGGGGAGGACUUGGAGUUGGUGCCUUCAGGAGAAUUUACGGUGGAAGCAAGAGGAACGGAAGUCGUCCACCUCAUUUCGGCAAGAGCAGCGGAUCUGUUGCUCGUCACAUUCUUCAGCAGUUGCAGAAGAUGAACAUUGUUGAAAUUGAGCCAACCGGUGGAAGAAAAAUCACAUCCAGUGGCCAACGGGAUCUUGACCAAGUUGCUGGACGAAUUGUGGUCGUUGCACCAUAGAUAAAUUAUUUAGGCUUGUGUUUUAGCUUGUUGAGAACUUAAUCGGAACAAAAUCUUUGAACAAUUUUUGGUUGAAAAAAUGUUUCAUGUUUUGACUUUAUAAUUUUGUACUUCGUAUUAUUGAGUUAUAUUUUGAUAUGGAUCUAGUUCUUGGUUCAU